This is a messenger RNA of Glarea lozoyensis ATCC 20868, 1500 nucleotides long. RefSeq lists its product as uncharacterized. NCBI's taxonomy places the organism in Eukaryota, Fungi, Ascomycota, Leotiomycetes, Helotiales, Helotiaceae. The coding region runs from base 1 to 1500 and encodes 499 amino acids. Gene Ontology annotation, biological process: regulation of DNA-templated transcription. The record is from RefSeq and is a predicted model, not a curated record. The transcript is spliced from 3 exons. Gene Ontology annotation, molecular function: DNA-binding transcription factor activity, RNA polymerase II-specific; zinc ion binding.
AUGGGAAUCUGCGCGCAGUGUGAUCAAAAAAGACCCUCUUGUGGCCAAUGUCAGAAAUCAAAACGGCAAUGCACCGGAUAUCAACGAAACAGGCAGUUCAAGAACUUAACGUCAUUGGAUCACGAUACUUUGAUUGGGAGGAAACAACCAUUAAAUCCCAUCACGGAACCAUCUUUUAUUGAAUAUGACCAUAGCGAGCAGCAACUAAAGCAAAGGCGGAGAAAUGUGAAAACCAAACCAUCAAUCCUAAUUCAGUCUGAAAGAGUCUUGACCUCCGUACCUCAAAUCUUCGAGCACUUCCUAUCAGAAUACAUCCCCCGUGGCGGAAAGGCAGAGCAAGACCCCCCCGUAUCUUGGCUCCAAACCGUUCAGAACACGGGUAAUCUGGGCGAUAAAACCUCCCUGUCCCUCGCCAUAACAGCGUUAAGCCUCGUCCAACUAGGAAGGAAACAUCGAGACGUGGAGCUGCAACACGAGGGCAUGGCUGUGUAUGGACAAGCGCUGGAGGCGAUCCAAACCAUACUGUCAAGCAAGGAUCUCAUUUAUGAGGACAAGACACUUACGAGUUGUAUGACGCUGUUGUUCUUUGAGGUACUCGAAAUAUCCGGCUCGAAUAUACGAGGUUGGAUUAGCCAUAUUCAAGGAACUUCUCAACUCUUUCAGCUGCGUGGUCCUGGACUGCACAUUUCUGGAUCAAGCCAUCAACUUUUCCUCGGUUUCAGGCCCACAGGAAUUAUUUAUGCCUUGUCGACACGAAAAUCAAGCUACCUUGGAGAUGAGCAAUGGAUGACUGUCCCAUGGCAAAGGGCUCCAAAAUCUGACUUUCACCAUCUUCUGGAUAUUAUGGCGAAAAUGCCUGGUCUUGUUGAGCAAACAGAACUUGCUAUCUCAAGGGACGCGGUAUCAACCUCGCCGACAGACAUGGAAUCUUUACGGGAAAGAUAUUGGGCUAUCGAACGUCAGCACCGUAAGUGGUAUACCGACCUUGAGAACUCAUCAACCACACCACUAAGUUCCGAGACAACGUCAAGGACAAUUGCCUCUACGACGCCAUCCGACUUACGGCCGUUGACCGAAUCAUCCCUGGGCUUUCCAACCUUCGAAAUCGCACGUAUGCAUCUCUUCUACUGGGCAGCUCUUCUUUUGAUAUACCACAACGUCACUUCCUUACCGUCUCCCUCAACUUCUUUACAUGAAUUUGCCCAAGCCCAUAUUCAGUCAGAAAUUCGCACCACAGCAACGCUAAUUGCACGAUCUAUCCCCUACCUCCUGUCCCCGGAAUCCCAAACUCUGGGUCCUCAGAAUGUAAGCUUCCCUUUACGAACUGCCAUGCAUGCAUUUUCGGAGCUUGGAGCAGAAAGAGAGGAGAGAUGGUGUAGAGAUGUGUUUGAGGAACUGGAUAAGAGAGGAUUUCCGUUCGGAAAGAUUUUGGCAAAUGUGAAAUGGGAUGACAUUCCGAGAUUUUUGUAUGAGGUGAAGGAUAGAGAAAAUGAUGUAUAG